AUGGAGUCUUCCACUUCAACCACCAAGGACACUUGCUCCUCCUCUCUUCCCACGACCUCUGCAACAACUACCACAACCACUGCCACCCCCUCUACCGGCGAGAAUUCGAUUGCAACCACAACCAACCCGCCUACUGAACCUACCCAAACCACAGGUGUCCCCUCUACUGAGGAUAAAGGAUCCUCUACCUCUACCGAGCAGGAAGACGCCACUAUCACCUCCUCGGAGCCGAAAACUUACACCGAGAUACCACCUCCACCUAGAGAGGGUACCUUCAAGACCGUCGACGAUGUUGAAGCCCACCUCACUGCUCACGCCCGAGCUAACCAAUACGAAAUCACCAAUCUAGACGUGCGCAAGAACCUCUUCUCGACUUGGAAAUGCGCUCUUGGACCGAAUCGCAAGCAGACCCGGGCUAAGAAAGCAGCUGAAGCACAGGGAAAAACGCUUGAUAUUCCCACAUGCCCCUUUGCGAUGACUGCGAAACGAGAUCCGGUCACCAAUACUUGGUACAUCAAGAUUGAGCACAACAAACACAAUCAUGGGCCAAUACUCGACAUGAAGAUUGAUCAUGACACGCCCUUGGUGAAGCCUAAGAAACGGAAACGAGGAGAAAAUGAAUCCAAGUCCAAUUCAAAUUCAUUUCAUCCCUCGAAUGAAGUCAAGAUAGCGCUCUCGAAGACUGAUACAACCUCGAAUCAGAUAGUAUCAGCCCCGAAGGAACCGAAUAAAACUUUUUCUCCACCUCUUACGUUCUCUGCAAUCCCUGAGCGAUAUCAUGCCUUGAUAACAAAUCUGCAAGAACUUGACGAAGCUACCGAGCAACGUCUACUUGCGGUCUUUGUAAGGGAUUGUCAACUAGCUAAAAAUAUCACUGAGCCAGCCAUCAACAUCAACAAACAAACAACCACUACCACCGCUGGACCUUCCCAUUCGCAAUCGAAUUCGACAGUAGAAACUGAUCAAGAACCCCAAAUACACGAACAAACAAAAGACAAAGAAGAACGCAAAAAUGAAGAGGAAGAAAAUGCGACCAUUGAUGAUAACGACUCUGAUGAUAUCCCUACGACUUUGUUAGUUGAUAAACAUACACCAGCGAAAACUACUGAGACUCAGACCAAGAAUUCAACAAAAACAACUAGUGAAGCGCCUUUGGAGCAAGCUACAGGUACUGAGAACAACAAAUCAAGGCCAACGACCCGCAAAUCCACUCGAGUAACUUCACAUUCAGAUAGUAUUGAACCACCUAAGAAGAAAUCAAAGAAAAAUCAAAAAAGCCAGCAUUCCAAUCCUACUCCUCCACAUACAGGAACAAGCACCCCCAACGAGACCGAAUUCCCGAAUAACGAGAACCCAGAAGUCGUAAAGGAAGUCUUAAAAGUGUGCUAA
This is a messenger RNA of Melampsora larici-populina 98AG31, 1389 nucleotides long. RefSeq lists its product as uncharacterized. The record is from RefSeq and is a predicted model, not a curated record. NCBI's taxonomy places the organism in Eukaryota, Fungi, Basidiomycota, Pucciniomycetes, Pucciniales, Melampsoraceae. The transcript is spliced from 4 exons. The coding region runs from base 1 to 1389 and encodes 462 amino acids.